Messenger RNA from Cyprinus carpio (common carp), 3008 nucleotides. RefSeq names its product aryl hydrocarbon receptor-like. Lineage: Eukaryota; Metazoa; Chordata; Actinopteri; Cypriniformes; Cyprinidae. Gene Ontology annotation, molecular function: protein dimerization activity; transcription cis-regulatory region binding; nuclear receptor activity. Gene Ontology annotation, cellular component: aryl hydrocarbon receptor complex; nucleus. The record is from RefSeq and is a predicted model, not a curated record. Gene Ontology annotation, biological process: regulation of transcription by RNA polymerase II.
UCCUCCUACUGUCCUACAGACACUCACUCACAGUCUGGAAAUAUGAAGCUGUACUUUAUUCCUGACCAGUAUUCAUGACAGCUCUCUUCUGAGUCAGGAUUACGUUCAUUGUGCGCUCUGCGGUGUCUGGAUGAACUCGUGUGUGACAUCUGGGAUACAUUUAUUUGCACCACGGUAUUUUGUUGGUUUGGAGUGAUGCUGAUAUGUAACUGGCAUCGCGACACUCAUAGGCUGGGGACAUUUGAGUUCAUGAGGAUCAGGGGUCAUUGUGAAAGAAGAAUCUGAUCAUGCAUUAAUGUGUCUACAACAGAAUUGACGAUUAACAGGAUUAUAACCAAAUUAAAACUGAAUGAGACAUCAUGCUGGGGAAUGGAGAGUUAUAUACGGUGAAGAAGAGGAAAAGACCUGCUCACAAGAGUUGUGGCCUUGAGACUAAACAUAACGAUGCCACCAAAUCAAACCCUUCAAAGCGUCACAGAGACCGGCUGAACGGGGAGCUGUGCAAUCUGACGGCUCUUCUGCCGCUGCCAGAGGAGGUCCGAACCCGACUGGACAAACUCAGUGUGCUCAGACUCAGUGUGGGAUACCUCAAGAUCAAAAACUACUUCACUGCUACAUUAAGGAAGAAUUCGGGACCUGAGUUUUUCUGUAAUGAUGGUGAGACGACAGCUUCACUAGCCGGCAUCGGCGUCUCUGAAGGGGAUCUGCUGCUUCAGGCCCUGAAUGGUUUUGUCCUUGUCGUGUCCACAGAUGGCUCCAUCUUCUAUGCCUCGCCCACCAUUCAGGACUACCUGGGUUUCAAUCAGUCUGACGUGGUUCAUCAGAGCGUGUUUGAUCUGCUCCACAUUGAUGACCGGGUCACGUUCAAAUGCCAGUUGCACUUUGCCCUUGACCCCGAGUCCAGCAUUGAUGGGCCAGCGGACAGUGAGAGGGUUCCUCCAGAGAACUCGUCCUUCCUGGAGAGGAGCUUCUGCUGUCGUCUCCGCUGCCUUCUGGACAACUCCUCCGGCUUCCUGGCGCUCAAUUUUCAGGGACGGCUGAAAUAUCUUCACAGACAAGACCGGACCACAGAGGGUGAAGCAUCGGGUCUCUCGGAGCUCGCCCUGUUUGCCAUCGCCACCCCCGUUCAGCCCCCCGCUAUCCUAGAAAUCAGGACCAGGACCCUCUUUUUCCAGAGCAAACACAAACUGGAUUUUACGCCAGUGGGCAUGGACACCAGGGGGAAGGUGGUUCUGGGUUACACUGAGCAGGAGCUGUGCAUGAGAGGAUCUGGAUAUCAGUUCAUCCACGCUGCUGACAUGAUGUACUGCGCUGACAAACACUUACGCAUGAUGAAAACAGGAGAGAGCGGUUUCUCCAUCUUCAGGCUCUUGAGUAAGACCGGCGUGUGGAUCUGGGUCCAGGCCAACGCUAGAAUGGUGCUCAAGGCAGGCAAACCCGACUUCAUCAUCUGCCGUCAGAAACCCUUGACAAAUGAAGAAGGCGAGGAGCAUCUCCUUCAAAGGCAACUGCAGCUUCCCUUCAACUUUGCGACUGGAGAGGCUCUUCUGUACGAAACCUUCCCCUCUCUGAUGAUCCCGGGGCUGCAGGUUCACCCAUCCAGCACCGCCGUACAUCCCGACUCCCUCCUGGGCUCCUUACAGAGUCAAGACCACUCCGUCUACAACCGGCCCCCGGAGCCAGCGUCUCACUUCUCUCUGAAGAACAUCUUCAUGGACAGCCAUGCCCUGCUCAGUGUUCCCAACAGCAUCCAAUGGGACUUCACCUCCCAAGCCAUGCUCCCAAGCUCUCCAGACAUGGAUGGAGUCCUUAAAGAGCAGCUGAAGGAAGAGGAAGCAGCUCUACUGCAGCUACGGGAAGAGGAACCCAUCCAACUCAAUGACAUUCUGGCCAAUGAUGUUUUUUCAUACGUCGAAGACGCUCUGUUGAGAGAGGCUUCAGCCAGAGACAUCAUGUUAAACGGUCCUACAUCUCAAAGUGACACCACUGGGCGGCAUCAAAACUCUGUGUCGCCUGGCAACCCGAUAAUGAGAUGCGAAUAUUCAUCAUCUCAUUCACAGAAGCUCACAGAAUCUGACUUUUACGGACAAAAAGCACCAGAAAGAGAGUGUGCGAAUGACUCACUGGACCUUUUUGGCACUCUGAAAUCUUUCCCACAUCCUCCAAACUCCUGUAAUUCUAUUCCAGGCCAUGUUUCCAUCCCUUUUCAUAAUACUCACUCUUCCUCUAUAGAACAGACUGGCAUGGUGUUGUCAGAUCCAUCCCAAAACAAUCAUCUUUCUCCAAGUGUCCCUGGUCGGCCGUUUUCCGUAAACAUCCAGCAUGCAGUUCACCGAGGCACCCUGCCGCCAUGGCAACCGCAGCAGCACGCCAUCCCAUUAACCCUGCAGAGAUCCCACUGUGUUCAGAAUGACUGUAUUACCCACAAUCCACCUGUAACGCAGCACCAACAGGACUUUCAGUCACAAACAGAACUGUGCAGCCCAUAUACAAUGAAUCACAGUCACAGAAGCCACAUAUCCCAGAAUCCAUCAUCGUCCAGUAGUAGUUUCUCAUAUCAGAGAUGCACUUUGUCCUCUAAUGAGCCCUUUUCUGGGUUAUACAUCCCUGCAUCUAUGAGUACGGACUGCAGCUGUGCCUCCUGUCAUCUGGACUGAGCCAUUAUUGAAUAGUAUAAACACUCUGAUCUGAUUUAAUCAUCUUGAGUGUGACACCAAGGGUCCAAAUUAACAUAGCAUGAAUAAAAUCCUAAUUUAAGGAACCUAAAAUUGACUUGAACAAACAUUUAAGGAACAAAAUCACAUCAUGGUGAAUCCUGAGAUGCUUUUUAAAUACUACUGAAGAACUUCACACGCAUACUGGACAAUUGAUGAUGCUUGUUCACUAUCUGCUCCAAAAUUAUUUAGAAAUGUUUGUACAUGUAAUCAUCAAAUUAGCACGUUUUGUUCUGUAAAGAAAGUCAUACACAGACCAGUACUGUUGUUGUUAACUAAAAUUAAUAGACAUCA